Messenger RNA from Marmota flaviventris (yellow-bellied marmot), 4507 nucleotides. It is a transcript of the gene Lnx2, whose product is annotated as ligand of numb-protein X 2. Lineage: Eukaryota; Metazoa; Chordata; Mammalia; Rodentia; Sciuridae. Gene Ontology annotation, molecular function: protein binding; ubiquitin-protein transferase activity. The record is from RefSeq and is a predicted model, not a curated record.
AAGGCAGCAGGGGCGGUUGAGAAGUGAAGUCUUGGCCAGAGUUUUCUUCUUGCCAGGAAAUCCGCGGCGGCAGCGGCGGCGGCGAGUCCCGGCAGAGAGGAGCCCAGCUGGCUCCUGGCUCUCCCUCAGCGGGCCGCGGAGAGCGGGAGCUGGCGCUGGGCUACGGCGCUGGAAGCCGGUGUAAGCCCCAGGCAGCCGCGCUUUCCCAAAAAACAGAUUUUGGCUAUAAUCAGAUACAUCCCUGUCUAUUCAAGGAAUACCAAACCUCCAGAGGAAGUCUAAUAUAUGAGGGUACAGAAACUGCAUCAUUUGAUUCAAAAUGGGAACAACAAGUGAUGAAAUGGUGUCAGUGGAACAGACUUCCUGUUCUUCCCUAAACCCCCUGUGUUUUGAGUGUGGCCAACAGCACUGGACAAGAGAAAACCACUUAUAUAAUUACCAGGAUGAAGUGGAUGAUGACCUCGUCUGCCAUAUUUGCCUUCAGCCUCUGUUGCAGCCACUAGACACGCCCUGUGGACAUACAUUCUGCUACAAGUGCCUCAGAAACUUUUUACAAGAGAAAGAUUUCUGUCCAUUGGACCGCAAAAGACUUCAUUUCAAAUUGUGUAAGAAAUCUAGCAUUCUAGUUCAUAAACUUCUAGACAAAUUAUUAGUUUUAUGUCCAUUUUCUUCAGUGUGCCAAGAUGUAAUGCAACGCUGUGAUCUGGAGGCACAUCUUAAAAACAGGUGUCCUGGAGCUUCUCAUCGGAGAGUUGCCUUAGAGAGAAGGAAAACUAGUAAAACUCAGACAGAGAUUGAGAAUGAAAAUGGAUCCACUAUAAUAGAUCCUUCAGGUACUUUAUCUCUAGAAACAGACUGUUUGGGGAUGGGGACAGGCACAGGCACAGUGCCCCCUGAGCGGAAUUCAACACCUGCAUCUCUUCCCACUUGGACUGAAGAGCCUGGCUUGGACAACCCUGCCUUCGAAGAGAGCACCGGAGCCGACACUGCACAACAGCCACUUAGUUUGCCAGAAGGAGAAGUUACCACCAUUGAAAUUCACCGGUCCAAUCCAUACAUUCAGUUAGGAAUUAGCAUUGUGGGUGGCAAUGAAACGCCACUAAUUAACAUUGUCAUCCAGGAAGUCUACCGGGAUGGGAUUAUUGCCAGAGAUGGGAGACUCCUUGCUGGAGACCAGAUUCUUCAGGUCAACAACUAUGAUAUCAGCAAUGUGUCCCAUAACUAUGCCAGAGCUGUCCUUUCCCAGCCCUGUAACACUCUGCAUCUUACUGUGCUGCGGGAGAGGCGCUUUGGCAACCGAGCAUACACGCAUUCUGACAGCAACUCUCCUCGGGAAGAGGUUUUCCAUGUGGUUCUUCAUAAACGGGACUCUGGAGAACAGCUUGGCAUUAAAUUAGUACGAAGGACAGAUGAGCCAGGUGUUUUUAUUCUUGACUUGUUGGAAGGGGGUCUGGCCGCCCAGGAUGGCAGGCUUAGCAGCAACGAUCGUGUGCUGGCUAUCAACGGGCAUGACCUGAAGCAUGGGACCCCAGAGCUUGCUGCCCAGAUUAUUCAGGCCAGUGGGGAGAGAGUGCAAUUAACAAUUGCUAGACCAGGGAAACCCCAGCCUGGUAACACCAUCCGAGAAACAGGAAGUCACAACAGCAGCCAGCACCAUGCACAGCUGCCCUCUCACAGCAGACCAAGCUCACAUAAGGAUCUUACUCAGUGUGUUACAUGUCAAGAAAAACAUAUUACUGUAAAAAAGGAACCACAUGAGUCCCUUGGAAUGACAGUUGCUGGGGGCAGAGGAAGCAAGAGUGGUGAACUGCCCAUAUUUGUGACCAGUGUACCACCUCAUGGCUGCCUUGCACGAGAUGGCAGAAUCAAGAGAGGUGAUGUGCUGCUGAAUAUCAAUGGCAUUGAUUUGACCAAUCUGAGUCACAGUGAGGCUGUUGCUAUGCUAAAAGCCAGUGCUGCUUCUCCAGCUGUUGUCCUUAAAGCACUGGAGGUCCAGAUUGUUGAGGAGGCAACUCAGACCUCAGAAGAACAGCCAAGUACUUUCAGUGAGAACGAGUAUGAUGCCAGUUGGUCUCCAUCCUGGGUCAUGUGGCUUGGACUUCCAAGCGCCCUUCAUAGCUGCCAUGAUAUAGUUUUACGAAGAAGCUACUUGGGAAGCUGGGGCUUUAGUAUUGUAGGAGGAUAUGAGGAGAACCAUACCAAUCAACCUUUCUUCAUUAAAACCAUUGUCUUGGGAACUCCUGCUUAUUACGAUGGAAGAUUAAAAUGCGGAGACAUGAUCGUGGCAGUAAAUGGCCUCUCAACUGUGGGCAUGAGCCAUUCUGCACUGGUUCCCAUGUUGAAAGAACAGAGGAACAAAGUCACUCUGACUGUUAUUUGUUGGCCUGGCAGCCUCGUAUAGAGUUUUGGUUUCCAGUCUUGCCUCUUCAUUUUUAGGUUUUUGAAAGAAACCCCGUUGGUUUCAUGUGUUUCUGUUUGUUAGGAGCUACUGGCACAGCUGGUAUAUGCAGAGCCAAAACCCACAAAGAUCAUCCUUUCAUUUUCGUUUAAAAGGUUUCCUGAAGUUAGUUACUUCUGCCAACCCUGGUGAGUUUAUAUUUUCAGAAUUCAGACUCUUGGUGGUCAAAUUGUAACCUACAGUUACAAACUGUGACCUAGCCAGUUGGAUAAAAGUGGUGGUUCUUUGUUUUCAGUAACUAAAUCAUAAAAUGAGUUCUAUAUCCCCCAAGAUCAGUGUCAGUGCAGCCACUGACAAAAGCAUUUACUGCCUCUGUCAUAACCAUUAAUGGCUGGGUACAUUUUAAGUUUGUGUGAUAACAGUUGCUCAUUUUUCAUUGUUAUCAACAUUUCAAAACGUCACAGUUUAUAAAGUGCUUUUUCUGGUUUGUUUUAUUUCUACUUUAAUCUCUCAGUAUUUGUCAGUGAUGAAGAUAUAAGUCUGACACUAUGAUAGACUUUUUUUAAAAAUAAUGUACCAUUAUUAGAGUAGUAGAGAAUAAAACAUAAUGUUAUUUGUUAUCCAGAGACAAAGAAAUUUGGGUGGUAAUUAUAGCUUAGUGCUGGAGAUAUAAAGCUGCAUUUACUAAAACAGUCCAAAAGCAUUAAAGAUUAAUUUCCAAAGGAACAUUUUGCUAUGUAGGAAAAAUUUGAAGCCGUUUUUGCUAAAAAACAUUUCUAGAGUUUGUAUUAUAUUUAUCAGUAAUCUUGUCUGGAAAUGUUUUUGUGAUUCAUGCAGUUAAAUUAGAUGAUAAAGACCAUAUUGCUAUUAAAUACGUAUAUAUGUAUCACAGCUGAGUAGGAGAAGGGAGACCUUUUUUAUUUUAUUGAGAUAGGAACUUUUCUUUCUUGAGUGUUUUAGAAACUUUAGUUUUCCCAUUAUUUCUUAAGAACUUAUUGUUUCAAGUAAGAGAUUGAAAAACUCAUUAAAAAAAAAUCUGAAAUAGUAGGUUUUAGAUGUUAAUGUCUGUCAGUCUACUCUUGGUCACUAAACUUUCAUAUCUUGGAAAUGUUUUUGAAAACUGUGCUUUAUUCAACAUGAUUGUUCUCUAGAGAGUACAUAAGGAAGUGAAUAAGAAAGAUAUCUUUACCUUAUUAAUCUUAUGCAUACUUGAAAAAAGUUUCAGUUAGAAACCUAGUUCAGAAUCUGAGCUAAUUUAUAAGUGACCUCUGUAAUAAAUGGUAUUGAUAAUCAGAGAAUGUAUUUCAAAAUAUCACAGUAUAUUAAGAAGCAUGAUCACUUUAUUUUCAAACCUAGCUAUUGCAUUGGAGGAGUUUAUUGUAUGUAUAGCAUGUCACUGAUUAUUCCAGUUAGUUUUAUAAUGAUUUUUUAAAAACAUAUCUCUUUAGAGUAAAUAAAAAUUGGCGACAGUAAUUGCUACUGAUUUGUUCAACCCCUUAACUGCACUGUAUGGUCAACAUGUAACCAUGAUACAGUGGAAUGCCCCAUGCAGUAUAUUACUGUUAUGCAAUGAUUGGCUUUUGAAGCAAUUUGAUAUUGAAGUGCUUUGAUAUUCUAAUUGACAUGGAACAAGUUUUUUUCCUGCUUCCCAAAUAGAAUUUUGUAACCAACUUUGCUAUUUUUUUUAAACAGUUUGUAAGAAUGUGUCAUUUCUUGGGGAGAGGCCAUCCGUCAACAAAUAUCAUAACUGCUACUUUGUUAUAUAUAAAAUACUUAUAUUGAACCUGGUGGUCUAAUGAGUCUUUAGGUAGAAGAUUUUUUUUUUUCAAUAUUAUUUUUUAUCAUGGAAAUCUCAGAAUCAGCUUAAGUAUAGAUUUCAUGAGAAAAGACUAGAGCUUUUAGUCAGAAUGAUAUUUGGUGAUGGAAACUUGUUCAUAAUUUAUUGCUACUGUGGAAAUAUUUGCAUUUUCUCAUUGAAUCUUUUACAGUUAAAUAUUUUGAUUUGUUCUGUGCCUUCAGUUUAAAUUAUUUCAGGACUUUUUUGGACAUGUUUAAAUAAUGGUAUGAUAAUCAUUCAGGAUGGAAAUAAAAGUCAUCCUUUCCAUAACA